Messenger RNA from Oppia nitens, 1308 nucleotides. RefSeq names its product 1,5-anhydro-D-fructose reductase-like. Gene Ontology annotation, molecular function: oxidoreductase activity. NCBI's taxonomy places the organism in Eukaryota, Metazoa, Arthropoda, Arachnida, Sarcoptiformes, Oppiidae. The record is from RefSeq and is a predicted model, not a curated record. The coding region runs from base 170 to 1204 and encodes 344 amino acids. The transcript has 3 exons.
ACUGUAUGUAUUGUGAGUGACUGUUGGUUGUCAACAGAUUUUUUGAUAGAUAUAUGCGAUAAAUAAAUAAAUGAAUAGAAAUUUUUUGGGGAUUUUUUCGUAUCUUUAUAUUAAAUAACAAUAUUUUAUUUGCGGAAUAUUUAAUUAAAAAUAUUUAGUUUUAAUUUGAAUGUUAUCGACAACUGUUCGUAUUGUAAUCAUUAUUGCAAUGUUGGCCAUUGUAUCGGUUGUAUUGAUUGUAUGGUUAGUCAACACCAGUUCGGGAUUACAAAUCCCAAACAUUGAGUUAGUAAAUGGCGUUAUCAUACCUCAGAUAGGUUUAGGCACUUACCAGAUCCAGGAUGAGGCCACUGCUAAACGCAUUAUUGGAGAGGCCAUUGAUGUCGGUUACAGACAUAUAGACACUGCAUAUCACUAUCAAAAUGAGAAAUUCAUUGGAGAUAAACUCAAAGAUCUAUUUGACAGAAAUGUCAUCAAUAGAGAUGAUGUCUUUGUGACGACCAAAGUGUGGAAUACAUUCCAUCGCAAAGAUUCAGUCAUCAGGGGUUUAAAUGAGUCGUUACAGGCAUUGGGUCUAAAACAAGUAGAUUUGGCACUCAUUCACUUUCCAAUGGCUUUUAAAGAAGACACCGGAGAGUAUAUACCAGUUGAUAGUAAUGGUCUGACACUAGAUCUCAAUGUUGACAUUUAUGAGACCUGGCAGGGGAUGGAACAGGCAUAUCAUCGGGGAAUGGCUCGUAGUAUUGGUGUUUCAAACUUUAAUAUAAGUCAAUUACAACAUAUUAUCAAAAAUGGAUUUGUGAAGCCAUUGGUUAAUCAGGUUGAAAUCCAUCCCUAUCUAACUCAAGAGCCGUUAGUAGACUUUUGUCAUCAGCACAACAUAGUUGUAGUGGCCUACAGUCCCAUUGCCAAAGCCAACCAAACACUGUUCAAUGAACCGGUGCUUAAAGAGAUUGCCGCCAAACACGAGAAGACUGUGGCGCAGGUUAUCAUGAAAUGGUUAGUGCAGAGGAAUAUUGUGGUCAUUCCGAAGACAACCAAAAAAGAGAGACUCAUUGAAAACUUUAAUAUAUUUGACUUUCAAUUAACUGAUACUGAAAUGAGACAAAUAUCGGGACUCAAUAAAGAUUACAGAAUUACAAGAUUUACAAACGCAAGAAAUAAUCCAAACUAUCCGUAUGAAUGGCCCUUAGCUUCAAAAUAAUUAGUUUGUAAAUAAGUCGUGUUAUUAUUAUUGAUAAAAUUAUUAGACAUCUCUAGUUGUUAUAUAUAAACAUUAAAAUUUAUAUAAUUAAAAAAUAAAUAAAU